Ilyonectria robusta is the source of this 1173-nucleotide messenger RNA. Its product is annotated as adenylate kinase. The coding region runs from base 1 to 1173 and encodes 390 amino acids. Gene Ontology annotation, biological process: nucleobase-containing compound metabolic process. The record is from RefSeq and is a predicted model, not a curated record. The transcript is spliced from 6 exons. NCBI's taxonomy places the organism in Eukaryota, Fungi, Ascomycota, Sordariomycetes, Hypocreales, Nectriaceae. Gene Ontology annotation, molecular function: 5'-deoxynucleotidase activity; nucleobase-containing compound kinase activity; ATP binding. Gene Ontology annotation, cellular component: cytoplasm.
AUGGAGAAGUAUCUCGGCUCCGUGCUACCAUUCCUCAGCGUGGUUGAGGCCGUGAAGACCCUGCCCCGCACAGGUUGGGGGCUCCGAGGCGUACCAAAUCCCGAGCACGUCGGCGACCAUAUGUAUCAGAUGGCUAUGCUCUGCAUGGCGUGCCCGAACUUCGAAGAGAGCGAGCGGCUGCGUGCCGUUCAGAUGGCGGUCGUGCACGACGCCGGGGAGGCCAUCGUAGGAGACAUAACGCCAUCUGAUGGCGUCAGCCGUGAGGAAAAGGCGCUACGGGAGAACCUGGCCUUCAAGUUCUUCGACUGCCUUCUCAAGCCGUCCAGCCCUGGAUUCGCCGCGGAGUUGGCCGGCCUGUGGAGGGAGUAUGAAGAGAACGAGACCAAGGUCGCUCAAUUCGUCAACCAGGUGGACAAACUCGAGUGCAUUCAGCAGGCAGCCAUAUACGACAAACGCACCCACGGCAAGAUUUCCAGGCUUAAUGAAUUCAGGGCUCUCCGCGCCAAGAUCACCGAACCCUGGCUGUCUGAGCUGGCGGAUCAAACCCUCGCGGAAUGGGAUGCCGCUAAAGCACGGCGAGAAUCGACAGCUCCCAUGAUCUUCUUGAUUGGCGGUCCUGGUGUAGGAAAAGGAACUCAAGGGGCCCGUGCUGCGGAAGAGUUCAACUUUGCGCACAUCUCUCUCGGCGACCUGCUACGCAAGGAGCGCGGGGAGCCUGGUUCUCUCUUUGGCGACUUCAUCGACGAGAGCAUGAAGAAUUCCAUCAUCGUUCCGGCCUUGCUGUCGAUGAUGCUGCUCAAAGGUUCCAUCGAGGCUGCCCUGGCAGAGGGAAAGGCUGGGGUGCUGCUUGACGGCUUCCCGCGAAGCGUCCAGCAAGCUACCGCAUUCGAGGAGGAGAUUUCCGACCGAUACUCGACCUUCUUCCUAGACUGUUCAGCAGAGGACAUGGUAGCGCGAAUCAAGGGUCGAGCAUCAUCCUCUGGUCGGACGGACGACAGCCCCGAGGUCGUUGCAAAGCGACUGGAGACUUUUAACGCAACCAAUGAAGGCGUCGUGAAUCAUCUAAAGAGAAACCCGCUUCACCGUAUCGACGGCGCCGGAUCACCAGACGAGGUAUACAUUGCUAUGAAGAAGGCUAUCGAGGGUAUCCUCGGGGAUAAAACGACAGCAUGA